AUGUCGCGGCCUCAAGAAACCACACCGCUUCUGUCCGGGCAGCCCCGCCAAGCCGAUACCGAAGAUGCACCACCACCACGCACGAAAGCGACGCCUCUUCCGCGCAAGCAGCUCUUCGUGCUCUGUCUCAUGCGCAUGACCGAACCCAUCUCGUUCACCGUCAUCUUUCCCUUUGUCAAUGCGAUGCUUCGUGCCAACCUGCCGUCUUCCGUCCCAUCCUCCCGCCUGGGCUACUACGCCGGUCUCGUCGAAUCCGCAUUCGCCUUCGUGCAGUUCCUCACGAUCUUCUUCUGGGCACGUCUGUCCGAUCGUAUCGGUCGCAAGCCUGUCCUUCUCAUCGGUCUCUUCGGGUCCUUUUUGAGCGUCAACGCCUUCGGCUUUGCAAGAACCUUCCCGCAGAUGGUGCUGGCGAGGAGCAUAGCGGGUCUGAUGAAUGGCAACAUUGCCAUCCUGAAGAGCGUACUGGCGGAAGUGACGGACGAGACGAACCAGGCAAGAGCGUUCAGCUUGAUCCCGCUGUGCUUUGCCGUGGGGAGCAUUGUGGGGAAUGGUCUGGGUGGGUGGCUGGUCGGAGUGUGGGGAGGCGAAGGAGAGUGGUUGGAGAACCACCCGUUUUGGCUGCCGUGUGGUGUGGCGAGCGCGUUCAACCUGUGCGCGAUUAUCACCGGUACGCUGUUUCUCAAAGAGACACUGCCGAAGAAGACCAACAAGGUGCCAGAGCAGGGAGCGGAGGUGGUGGAGGAGGAACGACCGCCAUCGAUUCGGUCCUUGCUGGCGGCAAAGUCGAUUCGAAGGAUCCUGGGCACGCAGUUGGGGUUGAACUUUUUGAACGCAUGUCACGCCGCCUUGCUCCCUCUCUUCUGCUACACGGCGAUCGAGCAGGGCGGCCUGUCGUUCACUUCCGCGGACAUCGGCACGGUCCUAGCGCUCAACGGGGGGUUCACGAUCUUCAUCCAGCUCAUUGCGUUCCCCACGUUGGAGCGACGACUAGGCGGACCGGCGCGCGUGUAUGUUCGCGUCACCGCCGCUCUGCCUUUCCUCUGGCUCUGUCUGCCACUCGCCCAUCAACUUGCGAUCAACCACUCCAAGGCGUGGCCCAUGGCAGCACUCGUCCUCGCAAUUGUGCUAAAGGGCAUCAGCAACAUGUCCAUCGUAUCGUCCAAUUUGUUGGUCAACAACUCGGCACCUACGAGGAGCAGUCUGGCCACGUUGAAUAGCGUCAGUCAGAUGGCUGGGUGCUUGAGUCGCACGAUCGGGCCAAGUUUCAGUACGAGCCUGUUUGCGUUUAGUACGAGCAGAGGCGUGCUGGGUGGUCAGCUGGUUUGGUUGGUCAUGUGGGCGAUCAGUGCGGGGACUUGGAUCAUGACGAUGAAAGUCAGAGCGCCCGAGAAGGCCAGCUGGAGAGUCAAGGCGCGGCAGGAAGAGACGGCGCAAAGGGGCACAGAGGCGAGACCACAGGCUUAG
Kalmanozyma brasiliensis GHG001 is the source of this 1464-nucleotide messenger RNA. Its product is annotated as Major facilitator superfamily. The record is from RefSeq and is a predicted model, not a curated record. Gene Ontology annotation, biological process: transmembrane transport. Gene Ontology annotation, molecular function: transmembrane transporter activity. Lineage: Eukaryota; Fungi; Basidiomycota; Ustilaginomycetes; Ustilaginales. The coding region runs from base 1 to 1464 and encodes 487 amino acids. The transcript has a single exon.